This is a messenger RNA of Brassica napus (rape), 2099 nucleotides long. RefSeq names its product basic leucine zipper 8-like. The transcript has a single exon. NCBI's taxonomy places the organism in Eukaryota, Viridiplantae, Streptophyta, Magnoliopsida, Brassicales, Brassicaceae. The record is from RefSeq and is a predicted model, not a curated record. Bases 1342 to 1935 code for a protein of 197 amino acids. Gene Ontology annotation, biological process: regulation of DNA-templated transcription. Gene Ontology annotation, molecular function: DNA-binding transcription factor activity.
GGGUUCAGACGAAACUUGCAGAAAAGAGUAUCAUUGUCCGUUUCUGGAAACAAGACAUUGCCUCUCCGUAACGCUAACGUACAUUUUGAUACACACUUUGAAAGCUGUUAAGUAUCAUUAUCUCUAUGGUUUCUGCUUUAAUUAGCCUUGAAAUUUCAAGUUUAUCCACUUAAUCUCGGUCUGGAAACAAUGCAUUAAUUAACAUCUUUGACGUUAUAGUCACGUGUUUACUAUCGGCAUUCUUUUCUUCUAAAUUGUGUUACGAAAAUGGGAUAAAAUAAUUAACUUAACAAAACUCGCAUUAUCUUUGUUCAAGUAGGUACGCCACUUUGAUUAAUUUACGCUAGUGGUACAUCAACUUGAAUCGUUAAGCAUUUUCUUUUUGUAUGCUUUUAAAGAAACUAUAAGAGUCCUAGGAUUUUCUAAAUUGACGAAUAGAUUUGAAAAUUUAGAAUUGUUAGUGAAAACAGCUAAGUGCGUGCAAGUUAGCAUCCACCGACCAACUUCACCGUGAAGUCCUAUUAGUAAAAUACUGAUGACACAGACAACGUAUUACACAGAGAGCCGGGCCUAGAAUUUUUAAGGCUAGAAGCCCAAAAAGAAAAAGUGGCCGAAAAUAAAAUAAUAUAGGUAGGGGGAUUUAAACUCUGGUUCGGAGUUAAUGAACUGUGGCUAUUGAACCACUACACUAAAGACACACUUAUUGGAAUUUGUGGCCGGUUAUAUUAAUAUUAUUUGGCGGCCGGAAGCCCAUGCUUCUUUAGCUUGGGCCCAGGGCCGGCUCUGUACACACAAACAUGUCAGUUCCACACGUAACGAGAUAUUAAAUAUUUGCAAAGAACAAAAGCGAAACAUAACAGAUAAAAUGAAUUGAAACACAAAGAACAUUCACAAGAAAGCUUCGUAUAUAUAUGACAUUGUUAGAAAAAAAAAACGAUGAAAGCGUCACCAUUCGAAAACGAACUUCUUUAUCUAUGGUAAACCCUUGGUAAAUAAAGAUUAAAAGGACGUAAAAAUAAAACUUAACUUAAGAAACAAGAACCCAUAAAAAGUUAUCAAACAUUGACAGAGAUGUUGACAUAAAUCAGAUUUUGUCAAAAAGUAUCACUAGAGAGAAGUUUAGUUAGUGGAGCAGAGUUUCUAAAGCUAAAAAAGAAAUCCACAGAAAAUGUAAAUACAGUUGUCUUCAUGCAAGUUAAUUAGUCAUUAAAUAGCAUUCAACGCCUUAAAUUAUAAGCCUACAUUAAUCUUUAUAUUUCUUCUUUCUGUAGACUAUCUCCAUCCACACACUCUCUCACUAUUGGUGUUUCUGAUUCGUGCAUCAAAGAUAAUCAAUUUUUGAUGAUAACAUAUCCAAAACAAUACAUGGAGGCUUCUAGUGUCCAUCGCUCUCACCAUUGUUUCGAUAUAUUCGAAGGAAUGCCGCCACAAGACGAUCAUUUCAACUCGACAUUCCUACCAAACGCCAACUUCCAUGUCCCAUCGCAGUCACCAAACAUAUCAACACGCAGCAACAACCACUGCUUUCACUUAGACCCAAACGGAGAACACGUUUACGAGGGUCUGGUUCCAGACGAGAGAAGGGCGAAAAGAAUGGUCUCAAACCGAGAAUCAGCGAGAAGGUCGCGUAUGCGGAAGAAGAAGCAGAUAGAAGAGCUGCAGCAGCAAGUGGAACAGCUCAUGAUCUUGAACCAUAACUUGUCCGAGAAAGUCAUCAACUUGCUGGAAAGCAACCACCAGAUCCUGCAAGAGAACUCGCAGCUGAAGGAGAAAGUCUCUUCUUUUCAAUUGCUCAUGGCGGAAAUGCUGAUACCGGUGAGAAAUGUGGAUGGCGGCAGCAUCGAUGACCGUAAUCCUCAUCAUCAUCAUCAUCAUCAUCAUCAUCAUCUCAGAGGAGAGACUUCGACCAGGACCAACACUUUCUUUGGUAGGUAAAACAAAAAAAAAGUUUCAUGUUCUUGGUGUUGCUAAGCCAGUAAGGAGUACUAUGACUGAUUAACCAUUAUAUGUAAUGUGACUACUACUACACUAGUAAUAGCUUGCAUACAUACAUAUGUAUAUAAUAUAGUUAACAACAAUGCAAUAGCUAAUUAGUAUCA